This is a messenger RNA of Hipposideros armiger (great roundleaf bat), 3210 nucleotides long. RefSeq names its product solute carrier family 11 member 1 (gene SLC11A1). Lineage: Eukaryota; Metazoa; Chordata; Mammalia; Chiroptera; Hipposideridae. Gene Ontology annotation, molecular function: metal cation:proton antiporter activity; manganese ion transmembrane transporter activity; iron ion transmembrane transporter activity. Gene Ontology annotation, biological process: manganese ion transport; iron ion transmembrane transport. The transcript is spliced from 15 exons. Gene Ontology annotation, cellular component: plasma membrane; lysosomal membrane; endosome membrane. The record is from RefSeq and is a predicted model, not a curated record. Bases 199 to 1842 code for a protein of 547 amino acids.
GCCAGAGCUGCCCACUUCUGCCUUUGGAAAGUGUUUCACAAUGUCCCAUGUAUGUGAGGACAGCCGAGCUCAGCUGAAGAUGGAUAAGAGGAUGUGGGCUCACACAUUGACAUGUACCAGCACCCAGAGAGGGAACGUGGGCUUGGGAGCUGCCCAGCACACCGUGCACACACAGAGAGUGCCUGACUUGCUAUCAUCAUGAUAGGUGACAGCAGCCCCCGAAGUCCAAGCGGGCCCAGGUAUGGCUCCAUCUCCAGCGCAUCCAGUUCAGGGUCACAGCAAGCGCCUCCCGGAGCGACCUACCUGAGCGAGAAGAUCCCCAUCCCGGACACAGAACCGGGCACGUUCAGCCUGCGGAAGCUGUGGGCCUUCACAGGGCCUGGCUUCCUCAUGAGCAUCGCUUUCCUGGACCCAGGAAACAUCGAGUCGGAUCUGCAGGCUGGCGCUGUGGCUGGAUUCAAACUGCUCUGGGUGCUGCUGUGGGCCACGGUAUUGGGCUUGCUCUGCCAGCGACUUGCUGCCCGGCUGGGCGUGGUGACAGGGAAGGACUUGGGCGAGGUCUGCCAUCUCUAUUAUCCUAAGGUGCCUCGAAUCUUCCUCUGGCUGACCAUUGAGCUAGCCAUUGUGGGCUCGGACAUGCAAGAGGUCAUCGGCACAGCUAUAGCCUUCAGUCUGCUCUCGGCUGGACGAAUCCCUCUCUGGGGUGGCGUCCUCAUCACCAUUGUGGACACUUUCUUCUUCCUGUUCCUCGACAACUACGGGUUGCGGAAACUGGAAGCCUUUUUUGGAUUCCUUAUUACCAUCAUGGCCUUGACCUUCGGCUAUGAGUACGUGGUGGCACGUCCAGCUCAGGGAGCACUUCUUAGAGGUCUGUUCCUGCCCACAUGCCCCGGCUGUGGCCAGCCGGAGCUGCUGCAGGCUGUGGGAAUCGUUGGUGCCAUCAUCAUGCCCCAUAACAUCUACCUGCAUUCGGCCUUGGUCAAGUCUCGAGAGAUAGACCGGACCCGCCGGGCUGACAUUCGAGAAGCCAACCUGUACUUCCUGAUUGAGGCCACCAUCGCCCUGUCAGUCUCCUUCUUCAUCAACCUCUUCGUUGUGGCUGUCUUUGGGCAAGCCUUCUACCAGCAAACCAACCAGGAUGCGUUCAACGUCUGUGCCAACAGCAGCCUCCAGAAGUACGCCAAGAUCUUCCCCAUGAACAACCAAACAGUGGACGUAGACAUUUACCAAGGAGGCGUGAUCCUGGGCUGCCUCUUUGGCCCUGCAGCCCUCUACAUCUGGGCAGUGGGUCUCCUGGCAGCCGGACAGAGCUCCACCAUGACCGGCACCUACGCAGGACAGUUUGUGAUGGAGGGCUUCCUGAAGCUGCGGUGGUCACGUUUUGCCCGCGUUCUCCUCACUCGCUCCUGCGCCAUCCUGCCCACUGUGCUCGUGGCUGUCUUCAGGGACAUGAGAGACCUGUCAGGCCUCAACGACCUGCUCAACGUGCUGCAAAGCCUGCUGCUUCCCUUUGCUGUGCUGCCCAUCCUCACAUUCACCAGCAUGCCUGCCCUCAUGCAGGAGUUUGCCAGUGGCUGGCUGAGCAAGGCCAUCACGUCCUCCAUCAUGGCACUGAUUUGUGCCAUCAACCUCUACUUUGUGAUCAGCUACCUGCCGGGCCUCCACCACCCCGCCUACUUCGGGCUUGUAGCCCUCCUAGCCGCAGCCUACCUAGGCCUCACUACCUACCUGGUCUGGACCUGUUUCAUCGCCCACGGAGCCACUAUGCUGGCCCAUCGCUCCCACCAACACUUCUUGUACGGGCUUCCUGAAGAGGAGCAGAAAGGGGAGCCCUCCAGAUGAACUCCCACCCAGGGCCUGACUAGGCUAUGAAAUGAGUGGGGCAGACUGGCCUUCUGGUGAUAGGGGUGGGGGCUGUAGAGGCAAAGCAGAUGGAGUGGGAGCUUUGGAGGCAGGCCAACCUGAGUUCUAUAGGGACCUGUUUCCUAGCUUAGACAAGUGAUUAACUUCUAGGCCUCAGUGUCCUCGUCUGUAAAAUGGGACACCAACCUUGCAAUGGAUGUAAAGCACUUUAACACAGUGCCUGGCACUGGGACUUAAAAAAAAAUCACCCCCAAAGUAUUUAUUGAGCACCUAUGAGAGUGACCUGACAGGCUGACCUAGUUGGGGAUGGUACACAGGCUCCAAAUGGCAUUUAAAAUAGAGUCUGAUGAAUGCUAAAUCAUAGCUAUUUAAUAGUUUCCUUCUCACCCAAAAGAGCAUGAAACCCCUGAGCCAUCAAGAGAAGCCCCCUACUCCAUGUCUCCUCUCGCUGUCUCCCUUCUACUCUCGCUGGGGUGGCCUCAGCCUUUUUGUUCCACCAGCAACCCAUUUUCUAGGCAGUAAAAGUGAGGCGCAGUUCUCCCUCCGUCAGGCGCCAGGUCAUAAGGAACCCAAGAGUCUAUGCCUCAGAAGUCCAAUUCAUUUGCCAUCUCCUCAGGGAACCCGGCGGCCGGGACUCCCACUGUUAUAUUGGAAAUCAGCGAGCUGAACAGAAGACACCACAGUCAAUAGGCCGAAUUAGGAGUCUUUAUUUCAGAAUUCAGCGACCCCAACAGGACUCAUGUCGCUCCAAACCUCGCGGCCCCGAGUGAGCUCAGGGGUCUGCUUAUAAGGGUAAAAACCACAUCCUGCUAGGAAUGCGAGGGGAGCUGUGCUUAGCCAAGCGAGUCACAGAAGCCAAAACCAGCCGAGUUGAGACUGUCUAUGGGUAUAUCUGGGGGUUAUUUCCUGGAGCUUAACAGAACAAACCGCCACCUGUGUUCGGUGGAAAAUUUUGCAACCUGGAGCCCUGUGGGUAACACAGAAUGGAGGGCAGAGGACAAGAUGGAGUCAGUCUUGUCAGGGCCCGUUGUUCAUUCCCCACUGGUCUUAUGUAUGAGUCAAAUCAUCGACUCUUCCUGGUCAUUAUUAGGAAGGGGGUUGUAGUGACCUCUGAGGAUCAUUAGUUUGAAUUUUCCGUUGAACGAAGCUGGUGAAACAAUCUAUAAGACAAGAGCCGAAAAUGAGGGCAAGGAGUAACAAAGUUAGUGGACCCACUGCGGCGGACAGGAGGGUAGUUAGCCAUGGAGACCAAUGAAAAAGUCUUUGAAACCAGUUCUGGGAACCUUUUAGCUGCUGUUUUCGUUUUUUCUAUAUUUUUCCUGACUAAAGCUAAACUUUUUUGGAUGA